AUGGUAAAUCAGAAGUCUGGUAUGUUGAAUUCUCCUAUUUAUAUUGAGGAACAACCUGAGUUGGUUCGCUCUGGGGCUUCUCAAGCUACUCAAGUGAAUGUUGUACCAAAGAAUCAAGUAUUUUCAAAAGUUGAUGUUAUGACAGAGACAAUGCAUGUGGAGCUGGAGAGGAAUUUGAAUGAGGUAGUUGCUGAAGUCAAGGCCUUAAAUAAUGAAGAGAAGUCUGGUAUGUUGAAUUCUCCUAUUUAUAUUGAGGAACAACCUGAGUUGGUUCGCUCUGGGGCUUCUCAAGCUACUCAAGUGAAUGUUGUACCAAAGAAUCAAGUAUUUUCAAAAGUUGAUGUUAUGACAGAGACAAUGCAUGUGGAGCUGGAGAGGAAUUUGAAUGAGGUAGUUGCUGAAGUCAAGGCCUUAAAUAAUGAAGAG
Molecule: messenger RNA, 426 nt
Organism: Ilex paraguariensis (yerba mate)
Lineage: Eukaryota; Viridiplantae; Streptophyta; Magnoliopsida; Aquifoliales; Aquifoliaceae
Source: the annotation of a GenBank genome assembly